UGUACUAGGUGUUUUUUGUUCUGGACCAUUUCUGUGUAUUACUUUUAAAGCGAAUUAGAACUUUGCAAAAAAACAAUUUAGUGUUGUGUUAUUUUAAUAUUAUAUUAAUAUAAUAUUUUUUAAAGAUAGUGAGAGAAGCGUCUGGGAAAAUACUGCUGCAGACGCUUUCAAAAAAUUUCGUUUCGGCUGUUUGAGGACUACAGCAAAUUCAUUCAUUUAAUGGGAUUAAUGUAUAAAGCGGAAAAAAUGCUGAGAAAAGGCGGCGGAGGCGUGACGUCGGCGCCGGCGACAUGAGUGCGGGCGCGCUGCGGGACGCUGCGGGCGACUCCACGCCCGGCUCGGACGUCGGCGAGCGCAUCACACGCCUCUUCCCAAAGUGCCGCCCAAAAAUGCAGCACCAGCACGACAGACUGAAUUCCGGGCUGGAGGGCCGAGACAUGAUCAGUGUACACAACGUGUCCUCUGACGACGAGAGGGACGAUCAGCCGGUGAUCCUUAACACUAAAGGAGGAACAUACAAACUUAGAGACUCUAGGAUAAUAGAAAUCGCAGGAGGUAGGGAGUUGUACUCACAGAGCCGCAUGAAGGCGGUGCGGAAGUUGAGGCACAGCAACACACACAAGCACAACUUAAGAAAUAAAGUACGGUCACUAACUAAAGAUACUGUAGACUACGCUGCUGAUAACAACAUUACGAAUGAAAUUUCUAUACACAGAAUAAAUAAUGAACCAAAAAAGAUGAUAUCUCGUCAUACGUCACCCGUAACCUACACGAAUGGUGAUCGUGAACCGAUGAUUGAACCCAGUACUAUGGGGAUACCCAAAAACAGUUCUCCAAUAUUGGAUCCACAUAAGACUAAUGAUGUUAGUACCAAAAGCAGUCCCAUCGCAGUGGUCGCUGAUGGUGAAGUAAUGGUUUUUGACGAUAAUGAUGAUUGGAAAGUGAUAUUGAAUUCUGUGUCUCUAGGUUUGAGGAUGGACCCUGAUGCUAGUGAUGAUGAAAUUGAUUUGAGUGUUAAAAGAACUUUAGACAAUAUGAAAAAUGGUGAUAGUGAUAUGUUGAACAAUAAAAGUGAACUUAGUUGUGAUGGAAGUGAAUCGACGCGUUCGAGAGAAGACGUCAGACUUAGCGAAGGUAGUCCAACAGGUAUUUGGCUUUCGGGUGACGAGGAUAAAAGCAGGGUCACGAGAGUAAUAGGGGAGUUACCUAUCGCUGAAUAUGAGGGUUCACCCAGAAGAUACGGCAUUGGAACUCAGAAGGCGCAGGUCAGGUCACCAAGGCCUGGAUUUCCUCAGAGAGUAGUGACAGAGAGCAGAGACGUUACACCACCGCCAAGUUCAGCGGCUUUUGACUACUUAUAUGAGUUCUCUGAGACCAGAAAAGUUCUGGAAGAGUUUUUCCGGUGUCCAACAUUAUCUGGUCAGCAGCAGAACAGUACUGAAGAAAUUGUGAACUUUCAGUUUCUGUUUCAGGAGUUAGACUAUGAGCUGCGAAGGCAAACGCAAGAUUGUCCGUCUGAAAAUGGCAUUGAAGGAAGUGAAUCAGACUGGCCACAGAACGAUGGAAUUGAUUCACCCCAUGCUUUAAAUAACCAUACCGAUUUUCUAGGAUUGCAGCCGAAGCAUCGUGGUCGCUAUCCGACACCAGACGUCGCAGCACUACAAGCGGGAGAUAAUGGGAGCGCGUGUGCGUCGCCCGCGCAACAAGUUGACGUUCAUGUUGCACUCGCUCUAUCGUCGGCGGCUAGUGAUACUGCCAGCGAACUUUCGAUGGCCAUCAUGGAGAACGAGCUGGUUGACAUGAAAGAACCAAAUCGCCGAACGUUGCCCAUCGUGGAGGAUGGACUGUCAUCUGGACACGCGUCUGACACAGACAAUAAUAAUCCAUUGAUACAGACACACUCAGUCACCAUUGAAGAAAUCGUAGAUAGCGGAACAAACACGGAUCCUCACAUGUUAUCCGAUGCCGAUCUGCACUCCUUAGAUCCAUUAGCGUCGGCGCCGCCUCCGCCCGCGCCGGCGCCGCACCGGCCCGACACGGCGCCGCACACGCCGCACUCGGGCCACGCGCUCGCGCACACGCCGCACCACCACCACGCGCCGCACCACGACGACGUGUACCCCAGAAAAAGGCCAUCGUCGGCUCAAAGUACGGAAUCAGUAGAAAUUAAACCAGCAAGUGGUGACGAAGAUGAAGCAGACACGGAUUUAGAGACAGACAGAUUGCUGGGACAGCAAAGAACGGACGAUCAGGGCUUCUUCGAUGACAAAGGAUGGCGCAAACCAAAAUCCCGAACUGUUAUGCCAUCUGGCGGUUCAACGGGAACGAACCGCGACCAUGCUCACGAUUCUUCGGACUUGAGAGACGAAGAUACGUUGCACAAUGGAAAGGACAAAGACGGAAAGAAGAAGAGUAAGAAUAAGGAAGAUAUGGCCUCAGUUCUCAUCGAAGGAGUACUGUUCCGGGCCCGGUACCUCGGCUCAACGCAGCUCGCUUGCGAGGGACAACCGACGAAGGCAACCAGAAUGCUUCAAGCCGAAGAAGCGGUGUCCAGAAUUAAGUGGGGCUGCGAGGGCCCGUACUCUGGCGUGUACGCGGCUCCUGCGGCCGUGUUCCGCCUGUCCUUCCUCGGCUCCGUGGAGGUCGAGGAGGACUCGCGCCGCAGGAAGAAGAGACCGAAAAAGAAUAUGGUUGAAGAGGCCGUCACUAAGAUUAAGGCUCUGGCUCCUGAAGGCGAAAACCAACCGAGCACCGAAGUGGAUCUCUUCAUUUCAACCGAAAAAAUAAUGGUCCUAAACACGGAGCUGAAAGAGAUCAUGAUGGACCACGCAUUGAGAACGAUAUCCUACAUCGCUGACAUAGGGGACCUCGUCGUUCUCAUGGCGAGACGACGCUUCGUCCCGCAUGAAAAUGACUCUGAUCAGCCGAAACUGAACCGUACGCCGAAGAUGAUAUGUCACGUUUUUGAAAGCGAAGAAGCUCAAUUUAUAGCCCAAUCCAUAGGGCAAGCGUUCCAAGUGGCGUAUAUGGAGUUUCUUAAGGCUAAUGGUAUUGAAGAUCAUAGUUUUGUGAAAGAAAUGGAUUAUCAGGAAGUCCUAAACAGCCAAGAGAUAUUUGGUGAUGAACUUCAAAUGUUUGCGAAAAAAGAACUGCAAAAAGAAGUGGUAGUUCCGAAAACGAAAGGUGAGAUCUUAGGUGUGGUGGUUGUGGAAUCUGGUUGGGGGUCGAUGCUGCCCACCGUUGUGAUCGCUAACUUGGCCCCAGCGGGUGCGGCUGCGAGAUGCGGACAACUUAACAUCGGUGACCAAAUAAUAGCGAUAAAUGGAGUUAGUCUCGUCGGCCUUCCCCUCUCCACUUGUCAGACAUAUAUCAAGAACUCCAAGAAUCAGACUGUGGUGAAGUUGACGGUGGUGCCGUGCGCUCCGGUGGUCGAGGUCAAGAUUAAAAGACCGGAUACAAAGUACCAGCUAGGGUUUAGUGUGCAAAACGGUGUGAUCUGCAGCCUGCUGCGCGGCGGCAUCGCGGAGCGCGGCGGCGUGCGCGUCGGCCACCGCAUCAUCGAGAUCAACUCGCAGAGCGUCGUGGCCGUGCCGCACGAGCGCAUCGUCAACCUGCUCGCCACCUCCGUGGGCGAGAUUUUAAUGAAAACUAUGCCGACGUCGAUGUUCCGGCUGUUGACGGGUCAAGAGAAUCCUGUAUUCAUCUAAACGCGACGCGCCACAAGUGCCUGCUUCACGCUCACCGCCAGGGCUCUUACACGCGUAUUUUGUUACAAGUUAUAUAAAAUAUAUCAUUUAUAUAACAACAAUUUUGACCAAUGGACGUGGACGCAUUCUUAACUGGCGAAAAUUGACAAAUUUCUCAGAAUAAAUAUUAAAAUUUUGUUCAUUUAACAAAAAAUAUCAUAAUCGUAUUACGAGUAUUUAAAUUUAGAUAUAAGAAUUGAAAUAAAAUUCAAUAUUUUAUAUUCAUUGAAUAUUUUAUGAUGUAUGUACGUAUUUAUGACUCGUCUCGUAAUUUGUCAUGUAUUCAGUCUGUAUUUAUCGCGUGUAACUGCCCUGAUAAUUGCAUUUGGAUAAACAACUAAAAUAAAAUCCCGUUGCGAUUCUUCUACGAGUUCCAUUAAACAGAAAAAAAAACAAUAUAUUUUAACUAUUUUAAAAUUGACUCUUAAAGCAUAUUUCAUACUAAUCAUUAAAAAAAACCCACCAUGACUUAUGAAAUUCGUAGAUUAACUCCAACGUGAUUUUUACCUUAGCUAUGGAAAUAAUACUCAAAAUAAAAAUGUGAUGUCCAAGUUUCAAAAUGCUUAAUAUGCUUAAGUGGCUAAAUAAGAUACUUAGUUCUAAGUUAUUGUAUUUAAUUACAGAAAUUUUGCGCUCGUUUGAUCAUAAUUUAUUUAUUAAAAAUUCGAAAAAUGUAAAAAAAAGUUUUAUAUCAUCAUUAAUAAAAAUAGUAGUCGAAUGUAACCGUCAAAACGUUGAAAUAUUAAAAAUAAUUAUAUAGAAACACCAAAUACAUUAAUAAAAGUUAUUUAAAUAUUAUGUAUGUAUUUCAUAAAACUAGAAUGCCUCAUUGAGAUGACUUGUCUUAGUUUACAUUGCUGUCGAGUGCAAAAUUUCUGAAAAACGUUAUUAUCACAAUGUGUAUACAUAGUUAUUCCAGUCAAUAAUUUAUUAAUUGUAUACAUAUUAUUAUUGAGAAUCAAAAUGGCUCAUAUCUGCUUAGAUAUUAUUAAAAUAAGUUAAAAUUAUCGUCAUAUAAAUAUUUCUAUUAUAAAUUGUCGCGAUAAAUUUCUACAAAAUGCACUAGCCGUUGCCUUUCUGCCAUAGACAAUAAGUGUCUCUCUUAUCAUAGUUUCUAGAUUUUAGUUCAUGUUGCCAUUAUAACUUAUAAUAUUUUUUUAAUUUUAUUUUUUUAAAUCAUUCCAUUGUUACUUGUUUAUUUUACCUGAAUUAGUGUUUUUAUGAUUUAUACUUAGUGUUUUUUUUACAUUUUUAUAUGUUCAUCAUUAUGGAAUGUUAGUCGAUAUAAAACAUGUAUAGCUGAAUAGUGUGACUGAGGAGUCUUGAUCUGUAAUGACUCGGAUAGCAUAUGCAUGCAAAUUAUCUUGAAUAUCCGAGACAUAAAGUCUCGGUCGAGUUGAAUCUCGAUGUGAUCAUUGAUAAAUAAAUGAAUUGAUUAGUGGAUAUAUAAAAAAAGCAUUAUUUCGUGUAGCGUUUCAAAAGAUAUGUCAUAUUUUGUAAAUUUUAUAGUGUGGCUAUAGCGUAACUAUGUAACCUAUAUAUGUAUGUCCUGGUCUUAGCUAAGCUUAGCGCUCUGAGGACGAGUUUUAUUUAUGUAUAAAAAUUGAUAUUUUGACAACCUAAUAUGAUAAGACACCUUUUAGUAUUCCUAAAUUUAUUCCGCUUCUAUAUAUCAUGUCCCGAGUUUUGAUGCUUUUAAAUAAUUAUUAUUGUAGGUAUGUACUUCUUUCUAUCGUACUCGACGUAACCCUUCUGUAUUGUGUUGCUGUUAGGAUCAGUGUCUAUUUUAUCAUUUAAAAGAUAUCUUCCAUUGACACCGAAUCGAUUAAUACGUUAUUUUAAUUACAAUAAAAUUAAAAAAGACGACAAAUAGUCACUGGUCACGCCCUUUAAAACAAUAUAUUAUUUAAAAAAAAAAUUAAAAAGAUAGAUAGUACCGUCUGAUGUGUAAUUUUAUAUUGCUAGCUGUUGUGAAUAAGAUUUAUUUACAUUGAAAACACAGAUAAUAAAUAGCAUUUUAUUGUGAAAGCUGAUAUAUUGUAGGUACACUAUAACAUGUGAAAUAACUAUUGUUGUUCUCAUUUCUAAGAGUAUUAUUCUAGUCUGCAUUAAAGUUAAGAAUAAACUGAACAAAUUGA
Vanessa atalanta (red admiral) is the source of this 5884-nucleotide messenger RNA. Its product is annotated as protein lin-10-like. NCBI's taxonomy places the organism in Eukaryota, Metazoa, Arthropoda, Insecta, Lepidoptera, Nymphalidae. The record is from RefSeq and is a predicted model, not a curated record. The transcript is spliced from 26 exons. The coding region runs from base 291 to 3707 and encodes 1138 amino acids. Gene Ontology annotation, biological process: chemical synaptic transmission. Gene Ontology annotation, cellular component: plasma membrane; dendritic spine; cytoplasm. Gene Ontology annotation, molecular function: protein binding.